Messenger RNA from Asparagus officinalis (garden asparagus), 1255 nucleotides. RefSeq names its product metal tolerance protein 5-like. Gene Ontology annotation, cellular component: membrane. Gene Ontology annotation, biological process: monoatomic cation transport; transmembrane transport. NCBI's taxonomy places the organism in Eukaryota, Viridiplantae, Streptophyta, Magnoliopsida, Asparagales, Asparagaceae. The transcript has 6 exons. The record is from RefSeq and is a predicted model, not a curated record. Bases 1 to 1119 code for a protein of 372 amino acids. Gene Ontology annotation, molecular function: manganese:proton antiporter activity.
AUGGCGCGACCGGCGAUAGAGGAGCGCAAGGAGAAGCCGCCACGUGGGCUUCAGGAUUGCCUCGGAGUGUUAGGUCCAGGAGAUGUUAUAGCAGAGUAUUAUCAGCAGCAAAUAGAAAUGCUGGAAGGGUUUAAUGAAAUGGAUACCUUAACGGACCGUGGUUUUCUUCCUGGAAUGUCAAAGAUUCUUGUGUUUUGCUAUAUAGGAAGCAGCUGUGAGAAGAUUGCUAGAAAUGAGACCUUUGCCAUCAGAAUAUCAAACAUAGCGAAUAUGGUUUUAUUUGCUGCAAAAGUUUAUGCUUCAAUAAGGAGUGGCUCAUUGGCGAUUAUUGCAUCGACCUUGGAUUCUCUUCUUGAUCUUUUAUCAGGUUUUAUCUUGUGGUUCACUGCAUUCUCUAUGCAAACACCGAAUCCCUAUCAGUAUCCAAUUGGGAAAAAGCGCAUGCAGCCACUGGGAAUCCUCGUUUUCGCAUCUGUUAUGGCAACUCUUGGUCUCCAGAUUAUAUUGGAGUCAGCACGUUCACUAAUAUCGGAUGAAGAUGGGUUCAGCUUGACAGAGGAGCAAGAAAUUUGGGUGGUGGACAUCAUGUUAUCAGUGACGUUGGUGAAGCUUCUCUUGGUUGUCUAUUGCCGCUCCUUCACUAAUGAGAUUGUCAAGGCUUAUGCACAAGAUCACUUCUUCGAUGUAAUCACCAAUGUCAUCGGACUUGUAGCUGCACUUCUAGCCAAUUACAUAAAGUAUUGGAUUGACCCAGUUGGAGCCAUUAUUCUAGCUCUGUACACUAUCCGAACUUGGUCAGCAACUGUUCUGGAGAACGUAAACUCUCUGGUAGGCCGGUCAGCAGCACCAGAGUAUCUACAGAAACUGACAUACCUCUGCUGGAACCACCACAAGGCUAUCAGACACAUCGACACAGUUCGAGCUUACACAUUUGGGUCCCACUAUUUCGUAGAGGUUGACAUUGUCUUGCCGUCGGGGAUGCCUCUCAGAGAAGCUCACGAUAUUGGGGAGGCGUUGCAGGAGAAGCUAGAGUCAUUGCCUGAUAUAGAGCGAGCAUUUGUGCAUCUAGACUAUGAGUUCACUCAUCGGCCUGAACAUGCACAAUCCCAUGAUGGAUAGCUUAUGGUUACAUAGAGAAUGUAUAGAGAUACGUGCACAAUUUGUGGAAAUAUUUUGCCACUUUACCAGGCUUGAAACUGUGCUAUGUGCAGUUUGUAAUGGAGUUAUUUUGAAAAUUAGUCCCCUAAAUCUUCAA